AAAAAAACCUCAACACCUUUUAGUUUUUUGAGCAAAAAGGAACAAUACAUCAUCACGUGUUUUUAAUAGAAGGAAACAUAAAUUGUAGUAGAUAAUCGAUUAAUAUAUACAAAAUAAUAAUACUUGCUUGGGAAUCAUCAUGACUGAUAUUGAAUUACCCGAUAAUGUAAUUGUUGAUACAAUUCCUCAGCAGCAGGAGACUAUUGUUAGCUUGAGUAAUAGCAGCCCUGUUGAUGAUAAAAAGUUUAUUAGAAGAUCGCCUCCUAUUCAGUUGGAAUGGCACAAUUUGGAAUAUAAAGUCAAGGUUAAAGCUCCAGCACCUUCCAAUUUAUUAACUGCUAAGGAAAGAUUCAAAUUUACAAUGAGUAACAUGUUUAAGAAGGUUGAAAAGCAAAUUCUUCAUCCAAUGACUGGUUAUGUUGCCCCUGGUUCUGUCCUCGCUAUUAUGGGUCCAUCAGGUGCUGGUAAAACUUCAUUGUUGAAUAUUCUCUCACAAAGAGUUAAAGCUUCUGGAGGUGAAAUUAGAGCAAACGGAGAAAAGGCAGGAAAGGCCUUUAGAUCACUUUCUGCUUUCGUUCAACAGGAUGACGUCUUGAUGGGCAACUUGACAGUAAGAGAAUCAUUACGUUAUGCUGCCAUGUUGCGUUUGGACAGUAAAAUUCCACUUAAAGAAAGAAUGACUAGAGUUGAUACAAUUAUUGAGGAAUUAGGUCUUUCAAAGGCUGCUGAUACUAAGGUUGGUAUUCCUGGUUUUACAAAGGGUAUCUCAGGAGGUGAAAGAAAGCGUUUGUGUAUUGGUAUUGAACUUUUGACUGAACCUAGUGUCUUAUUUUUGGAUGAACCUACAACUGGUUUGGACUCAAAGACCAGUUACAAUGUCAUGAAAACAAUUUCCAAAUUGGCUACUCACGGACGUACUGUCGUUUUGACAAUUCACCAACCUUCAUCUAAUAUUUAUGAAAUUUUCGACAAACUUUUACUUCUCUCUAGAGGACGUGUUGCUUAUUUCGGAAAUGCUAAGGAUGCUGUGCCAUACUUUUCUGAUAUUGGACACCCUUGCCCAGUUGGUUACAAUCCUGCCGACUUUUUGAUGGAUGUUAUUACAGAAAAUGCUGCCCUCACAGGUGACAAUCUUGAAAAGAAGAAGAGACAAGAUGAAAGAAUUGAAGGAGUUUUGAACCAUUAUUCCAAAAAUGUACAAUUAGAAAUUCCACCUACCCAACAAUUAGAUAGUAACCUUAAGAGAUUUUCAUCGUACAAUUCCAGUUGGUUUGCACAAUUUACAGUGCUUACUAUGAGAGCGUUCAUUAACAUUAUCAGAGAUAAGAAGGUGACAAUGGCCAAGUUUGUGCAGAAUAUUGUCAUGUCUCUGUUUGUGGGUCUGAUCUUUUUACAACUGGGGUAUGAACAAUCCAAUGUUCAAGACAGAAUCGGUGUGCUAUUUUUCAUUUUAACAAAUCAAUUUUUGGGCUCUGCCAUGUCCUCAGUUUCAAUGAUGUACGAUGAAAAACCAAUCUUUUUGAGAGAAAGAGGUGCAAAAAUGUACAAAGUCAGUAGUUAUUUCCUUGCCAGAAGUGUUGCCGAAAUGCCAACCAUGUUUUUCUUCCCUCUAUUGUUUGGUGCUAUAGUGUAUUGGAUGACGAACCUUAAUCCUAAUAUUGAACGAUUUUUCAUGUUCAUGUUCUUAUUGGGUGUAAUUGGUUUGACUGGUCAAUCUCUUGGUUUGAUGAUUGGUACAUUGAUGCCAAAUAUGGGUGUUGCUAUGGCUAUUAUUCCACUUGUAAAUACUGUGCUCAUGCUUUUCGGUGGCUUCUACAGAAAUGUGAACAAUUUACCAAACUAUACUGUAUGGAUUUAUUGGACGUCUCUAUUCCACUUUGGAUUUGAGGCCCUUGUUCUGAAUGAAUUUAUUGGUGAAAAGUUUGUUUGCCCAUCAACAGGAGUAUGUGCUUUCCCAACUGGUGAAGCUGUCAUUGAAAACUUGGAAAUGACUAGUGUCAUGUCCAAUGUAUGGAUCAAUGUUGGUCUCUGUUUUGCUUUGGCACUCGCUUACAGAAUCAUUGGUUUCCUUGCUUUGAGAAUUCUCGUUAAACCAAAGGGUGGAUAAACUAUCUAAUUCACACUAAAUUGUUAAAUAAAACACAAAUCAUUUAUUCUAUU
This is a messenger RNA of Naegleria gruberi, 2160 nucleotides long. Its product is annotated as abc transporter family protein. The record is from RefSeq and is a predicted model, not a curated record. Gene Ontology annotation, cellular component: membrane. The transcript has 3 exons. The coding region runs from base 140 to 2107 and encodes 655 amino acids. Lineage: Eukaryota; Heterolobosea; Eutetramitea; Acrasida; Naegleriidae. Gene Ontology annotation, molecular function: ATP hydrolysis activity; ABC-type transporter activity; ATP binding.